Molecule: messenger RNA, 1677 nt
Organism: Brugia malayi
Lineage: Eukaryota; Metazoa; Nematoda; Chromadorea; Rhabditida; Onchocercidae
Exons: 11
Coding region: 1-1677 (558 amino acids)
Source: RefSeq, a predicted model, not a curated record
AUGAUUUCAUUUGUUGGUUGGCAGUAUUUCAUAUUUGAACUAAUUUUAUUUAUAUUUAUUUCUAAUCCAUUCUAUGUACAAUGUAAUAAAGAUUUAAAAGAAUUACAUGAAGCAGAUUCAUGGGGUACCAAAUUUAUUUUCAUAUUACCACCAAAUAAUAUUAAUAAAUUUCGAACUUAUUGUUAUCUUGCUGGAAUGAAUAAAGAAGCAAAUAUUACGGUAAAUAUUGAAUACAACAGUAAAAGUAAUAAUACGGAAAUUAUUGCAAGGAAGAAGGAUAAAUUUCAUUUUAAAAAUUUUUAUAAAUACGAUUUUCACAACUUAGCAAUGGAUGACAUUGUUCAAGAAGGACUACAUAUGUUGAAAGAUAAUCGAAUAUAUGUCACUUCUUCAGAUAAAAUAUCAAUUAAUUGUCAUAUAUUUGAUCUCGAAUCUGUUGUUGACCUUCUGACAGUUUAUCCAGUGGGAAUGGGUGGUGAUUAUUAUGGAUUUUCAUUACCUGGAAGUAGCACUGUUACAAUAUAUUUGUUACCACUUGAAAGAACAAAUGAAACAAUAUCUGAAACUCAUCAUAUUUCAAUAAUAGAAAAGCAAAACAAUAAAUUAAAAACCAUAAAACAAAAUAUGAAAGCAGGUUCAUUAUGGCAAUUCACAGCAUAUGUGGAAAAAACGAUAUCAGUAUGGAUUCGUGAUCAAUUGAGUAAUACUAAUACUACAAAAGUGACAGGUCAAAGGGCAUGGAAUAAUGAAAUAGCUCGAUUGAUGGUUAUUGUUUCGAUUCGAAAUGUUUCGAUACAAGGAGUGGCAAAAAAAGAUUUUGGAUGUUUUAUGCCAACUCCAAUGAUUGUUGAUCGAUGCGCAAGACUAACUAUUCCAGCAUAUUAUCCAAUGAAUAAAGCUUUUGCAAAUAAUAUUUUAUUGACAGCGCCAUCAAAUAAUUGUCCAAUGGAAAAAGUUGAUAUUAUAUUUGCUAAAGUAGAUUUAUUACCAAUGAAAUGGAAUAAAUCACCUGAACCAAUCAAUGUUAAUGAAAAAUUUUGUAAGAAAUCGCUUGCCAUCAAAUCGACGACUACAAGCAUGAAUAUAAUAAAUUAUGGUGGAAAUAAAGGAAUGUUUAUUCAUGAGAUUCCGGCAUACUCUCAAUGGAUCAAUGAUGAUAUAUUUCCGGUUGUCGUACCAGAAGGUUCACAUGCCAGUUUACAUGUGAUACUGUCAAAUUAUAGCGAAAAAGCAGUAAGGAAAAAUGUUCAAAAUGGUAACGAGGAAUUCAGUAAUUUUCGUUUUUCCUAUUCCGUCACGUCAUUAGGCCCUGGUUUUUGGCGUAUGCGUGCACAACACGGACGGAAACGUCGAUACGUGCCCAUAGUUAUCAUUGAAUUCAAUAAUACUUCUAUUGGUUAUAUUGCUGCUAUUAGUCUUCCAAGAAUUUCACCACCAAUAUUCACAAAAUAUUCUCAUAUCAUUAAUUUGAAAAAGAUUAAACCUGAAGCAACAACUUCAUUGACAACAACAACUGAAGAAGAAUGUUUUGUUGAUGCGACAGCUACUGAACCUAUAGCGGCGCCUUUAAUUGUUGCAACAACGAAAAUAACGCAAGGCGCAUCCGUCAAUAUACUUUCAAAUAAUUUAUUCGCAAUUUGCAUAUUUUUCAUAGUAUGUGCUGAGAGGAAACAAUGA